Caenorhabditis briggsae is the source of this 999-nucleotide messenger RNA. The transcript is spliced from 11 exons. The record is from RefSeq and is a predicted model, not a curated record. Gene Ontology annotation, molecular function: monoatomic cation transmembrane transporter activity. Gene Ontology annotation, cellular component: membrane. Gene Ontology annotation, biological process: transmembrane transport; monoatomic cation transport. Bases 1 to 999 code for a protein of 332 amino acids. Lineage: Eukaryota; Metazoa; Nematoda; Chromadorea; Rhabditida; Rhabditidae.
AUGAGUGUGGACAAAAACGAAGAGACGGGAGCAACAAAAGUGUCAACAGCUAGUCUUCCAGCGCUCCCACAGGAGCUAGCGGAAUAUAUUAUCAUGAUAAUUGUGAAUUUCGCAAACGUUGGUCUUGUUCUUAUCAAAGGUGUCGCUGCAUAUGUUUCUUGCAGUUUUUCAAUUGGAACAUCUGCAAUUGAGAGUUUUGGAGAUGUAUUCGUCAGCAUUUUGUUGCUGGUUCAACUUUGUUUGGACAAACGAGUAAAAAAAUCAGAAUACCCCAGAGGAAGGUCAUCAGAAUCUACAACUAAUCUCACUGCAUCUGUGGUUAUGAUGGCUUUGGCGUUUGUAAAUUUUAUUCAAAGUUUUGAUGCAUUAAUUACAGGAAAAUUAGAACCGGACUUUGGACUUCCUCACAUUCUUGUAAUUGUCGUGAACAUUCUAGUAAAAAUAUUCUUGUUUUUCGUAUGUCUAUUAAAAAGAGAGAACAACCAAAUCAGAGUUUUGAUGAGAGACCAGCUGACUGACGUGCUCACUAAUAGCAUUGCACUUAUCGCCGUUUGUAUUUCAUACACAGUGUGGAAGGAGUGUGAUUUUAUUGGAGCCACAAUAAUCUUCUUCCUGAUUGUCAGAAAUUGGGCACCGAUUGUUUCCGAAUCAUGGUUCAAGCUUCAAGGAGUCAAGGGCAGUAAAGAUAUCAAUAAGAAAAUUGCAGACCUUCUAUCCACUAAUCUUGGUCUGUUCUCUACUCUCACUGGAUAUGCCACUUAUCACAUCGGAAACAAAGCUAUUGUUGAAAUCUAUUGUGAAACUGAAAAUUCCGAAAAACGUGCUGAAAUCCUUUCAAAGUUUGUGGAUGACGAGAUCCACGCUGUUUAUCUUCUACCCGUUGAAGAAUCUAAGGCAAGCAGAGUUACACAUGUGACCCUGAAGACACUCCCAGUUGAAGGAGACAGUGACAGGACGGCGGAAACCGAUGCUGCAGUGCAGCUACUUCAGAAAGUGUAG